Hypoxylon trugodes is the source of this 1176-nucleotide messenger RNA. RefSeq lists its product as uncharacterized. Lineage: Eukaryota; Fungi; Ascomycota; Sordariomycetes; Xylariales; Hypoxylaceae. The transcript has 2 exons. The coding region runs from base 1 to 1176 and encodes 391 amino acids. The record is from RefSeq and is a predicted model, not a curated record.
AUGGAAUCAAGUUCCCCCGUUGGAGCUCGGCUUCACGAUCUUUCUGCUGAACUCAUCCUGGAGAUUAUGCGACAUAUGUCUGCCACCGAUAUUUCCAAGUUUGCAAUCUGCUGCCGCUGGCUACUCAAUAUCUUCAACGGCCAGAAGCAUAUCGUGAUGACCCGACUCCUCCGAAGCCUGCCCGAGUUCAACAGCUUACUAUACAUCUGCACCUCCGAAAAGGCCGAGCUCCACCCGGCCCGUAUGCUCUAUCCUCGCAUUAUCGAUCUAAAGGCAGGACCGCAUACUAUCAAUCUGAUGCAACCCACCGUCGCUCCCGCGAAGUCUCCGGACGGUCAUACUCCUGUUAUUCCUACAAUCACCCUCAAGAUGGCUGAUAUCGAGACGCUCUGGUUCCAUGCAAAGGUGAUUGAUUGGUGGGUUGAAACAUACCCCCGACUUCACUGGCGAGAGGAGCCUGAAAAUCGCCGUUGCCUGCGAGCCGGUGAGGAAGUUCGCCUGAGAAAGACAAUCGGGUACUGGUGGUUGUAUGCGCAUUUCCAUCAUGGAUCCGUUUAUUCGUACCGCAACUUUCAGCAGCCCAAGCGAUGGGAACAGGAUACGAGAAUGCAUCAUUUCCGAGUUAUGUCAACUGUCGAGAUGUUUGAGGUGGCAGAUCUUUGGCGCGUGGUGGAAGAAACCGUGAGCAAGGAUCUCUGCUCCACUCCUGAACGAGUUUGUCUCUGCGAGAAUGGCUAUAGUGUUGACCUCGUUCCAUGGGGAGUCGAUGAAGGCCGUCACACGAAGAUUGUUAAGACUUACAUGAAGCUCAACCCUGAACAGCUUCGCUACUUCCUGACCUAUUACCAGAACCGCAAGAAGCAUUUCACCAUCCCGAUGGUAUCCGAGGCUAUACGUGAAUUCGAUCGCGAUACAGAGACCCUUUCUGUAUCCGUCGGCAAGGCUAUUCAGGAACGCGUGGUCUUGAAGAUACAAGACAAGCUUAAUAUCCUUCUUCCGCGCAUCGGUCUUAUGGAUGAAGAUAGGAAAUUCAAUGAAGACAAUUCGUGGAACAAUGACGCCUGGCCCGGUGGACGAAUUCCUGUCAAUCCCGAGGAUUUGAAGUUCUACGAGCGUGAUCCGUCAGAAAUGGUCCUCCGAGGUGACGACGGUAAGGAUAUUCCUCAUCCAUGGUAG